Molecule: messenger RNA, 774 nt
Organism: Aspergillus ibericus CBS 121593
Lineage: Eukaryota; Fungi; Ascomycota; Eurotiomycetes; Eurotiales; Aspergillaceae
Product: velvet factor family protein
Exons: 1
Coding region: 1-774 (257 amino acids)
Source: RefSeq, a predicted model, not a curated record
AUGCCUUCCGGCUUUGAAAGGCUACUGCAUCACUCCCCGACUCCAUCGCCGCCGCCGCGACGAACAUCUACCACCUCACGGUAUCACCUCUUCAUCCGACAGCAGCCCAUAGCAGCUCGGGCUUGCGGUGCCGGAGACCGAGACCGUCGACCUGUAGACCCACCACCCAUCAUCCAAUUGCUCUUGACGGACUUUGACCCCAAAGGACCAGACGAUAUCGACGUUCUCCAAGAUCCACGCUUCACCGUGGGCUGCUUCCUGGUCCCCGAAACGCGAGGUUCCUUUUCAUCCGAUCUCGAUGGCGACAGCGCCCUACGAGAGGAUCGCCUCGGAACUGCUCCCGGUCAGUCCACACCACUACUGUCGGGCAAAGCAUUUGUUUCGCCUUUCUUCGUCGAUGAAGAUCCAGAUCCAACUACCGCUCCCAGCCACCCAUCAACGUUCGACUACAUCCCCGAGAGAAGAAUGCAGCUCGCUCCCCCUACCAACGGAGGCAGACAUCCCGCGGCCUUCUUCAUAUUCUCCGACCUCUCCGUACGUACAGCUGGACUGUACCGCUUGCAAUUCCGGCUCAUGAAUUGGGGUCUUGUCGAAGAUACAGGGCAAUCGAUGCCCGUUCUUGCCGAAGCAUGGUCUGAUCCUUUCCGCGUAUACCCUGCUAAAGACUUUCCCGGCAUGAGAGACUCCUCGCGUCUCACGGAAGGUCUAAAGGAGCUUGGAUUUGUCGAACUCAAGACCAGGGGGAAAGGCAAGGGCAAAGGUCGAAGAAGGUAA